Messenger RNA from Marmota flaviventris (yellow-bellied marmot), 1941 nucleotides. RefSeq names its product NADPH oxidase 3 (gene Nox3). NCBI's taxonomy places the organism in Eukaryota, Metazoa, Chordata, Mammalia, Rodentia, Sciuridae. Gene Ontology annotation, molecular function: superoxide-generating NAD(P)H oxidase activity. Gene Ontology annotation, cellular component: NADPH oxidase complex; plasma membrane. The record is from RefSeq and is a predicted model, not a curated record. Gene Ontology annotation, biological process: superoxide anion generation; defense response.
CAUGAGGGGCUGCUGGAUUUUGAAUGAGAGUCUGUCCAUCACGAUAGUAGUCUUAUGGCUGGGAGUGAAUUUAUAUCUGUUUAUCGAUACUUUCCUUUGGUAUGAAGAGGAGGAGUCUUUCCACUACACCCGAGCAAUGCUGGGCUCGACUCUGGCGUGGGCACGAGCAUCGGCACUGUGUCUGAAUUUUAACUGCAUGCUAAUUCUGUUACCUGUCAGUCGGAACCUGAUUUCAUUCAUGAGAGGAGCAAGCACCUGCUGCAAAGGACCCUGGAGGAGGCAAUUAGACAAAAACCUCAAAUUCCACAAACUGGUUGCCUAUGGGAUAGCUGUUAAUGCAACCAUCCACAUUGUGGCCCAUUUGUUCAACCUUGAGCGCUACCACUUGAGCCAGUCGGAGGAUGCGGAGGGACUCCUGGCAGCACUUUCCAAGCUUGGAAACACCCCAAAUGAGAGCUACCUCAACCCUGUCCGGACCUUCCACACAAACACAACCACUGAGCUGCUGUCGACAAUAGCAGGCAUUACGGGCCUGGUGCUCUCUCUGGCUUUGGUCUUGAUCAUGACCUCUUCAACAGAGUUCAUCAGGCAGUUCUCCUAUGAGCUGUUCUGGUACACGCACCAUCUUUUCACCAUCUUCUUCAUCAGCCUGGCUGUCCACGGGGCAGGUCAAAUUAUUCGAGGUCAAACUCCGGAGAGUCUCUUGCUGCACAAUGUCACCUUCUGUAGAGACCGCUAUGCUGAAUGGCGGGCGACUGCCCUGUGCCCUGUGCCUCAAUUUUCUGGCAAGGAACCUUCGGCUUGGAAAUGGGUUUUGGGCCCUGUGGUCUUGUGUGCAUGUGAAAGAAUAAUUAGGUUCUGGCGAUCUCAACAAGAAGUUGUCAUUACUAAGGUGGUAAGUCACCCGUCUGCAGUCCUAGAACUUCACAUGAAAAAACGUGGCUUUAAAAUGGCACCAGGGCAGUACAUCUUGAUCCAGUGCCCGUCCAUAUCCUCUCUGGAAUGGCACCCCUUCACCCUCACCUCCGCCCCCCAGGAGGACUUCUUCAGUGUGCAUAUCCGGGUAGCCGGAGACUGGACGGGAGCUUUAUUUAAGGCCUUUGGUGCAGAGGGACAGGCCCUCAAGGAGUCCCACAGCCUGCCAAGGCUGGCAGUGGACGGGCCAUUUGGAGCCGCUCUGACGGACGUGUUUCACUACCCUGUGAGCGUGUGCAUUGCGGCAGGAAUCGGAGUCACUCCCUUCGCAUCUCUUCUGAAAUCCAUAUGGUACAAAUGUUGUGAGUCACGGAGCCAGCCGAGGCUGAGCAAGGUGUAUUUCUACUGGAUUUGCCGGGAUGCAAGGGCAUUUGAAUGGUUUGCUGAUCUCUUACUCUCACUGGAAACACGGAUGAGCGAGCAGGGGAGAGCUCACUUUCUGAGUUAUCAUAUAUUUCUUACUGGCUGGGAUGAAAAUCAGGCUAUUCACAUAGCUUUACAUUGGGAUGAGAACACCGAUGUGAUUACAGGCUUAAAGCAGAAAACCUUCUACGGGAGACCCAACUGGAACAACGAGUUCAAGCAGAUAGCCUACAACCACCCCAGCAGCAGCAUCGGUGUGUUCUUCUGUGGACCCAAAGCCCUGUCAAAAACCCUUCAAAGGAUGUGCUGCCUGUAUUCAUCAGCUGACCCCAGAGGUGUUCAUUUUUUUUACAACAAGGAAAGCUUCUAGAUGUUGGAGGUAAAAUCUACACAUUGUGUUUACAACCAAGUUAUUGCCUUCAAAGAAAUCCACCAGGAAUUCCUGUGAGCACCUGUUAAUGUCAGCAUCCAGUUGGAAACUGGUUAAUGAUAGCUAGCCACUGAGAACACUACACCAAGCCAUAUUUUCUUAGCCUAUGAAUAAUAUGUUAUAUACAACAGAAGAAAACAUUUACUGAAAUUAAAAGGAAUUAUGCUUUUCAA